AUGGAAGGCCUGCUAACAAGAUGGAGAGCAUUGUGGAGCCGGGCCACCUGCAGGCGUCACCACUGUGCCCCAGGGAGAGGGAAACGUUUAGUACUGUCCUGCAUGUUCCAGCCACAGAACCUGCGAGAAGACCAGCUGCUGUCCCUGGAGGGCAGAUCUGGCGAGCUGACCUGUAAGAGCCAGCGACUGAUGCUUCAGGUGGGCCUGAUCCACCCGGCGAACCCCGGCUGUUACCACCUUCUGCCUUACACAGUGCGUGCCAUGGAGAAGCUCGUGCGGGCAAUAGAUCAGGAGAUGCAGGCUAUCGGGGGGCAGAAGGUCAACAUGCCCAGCCUCAGCUCAGCAGAGCUCUGGCGAGCCACCAGCCGAUGGGACCUGAUGGGCAAGGAGCUGCUGAGACUUAGAGACAGACACGGGAAAGAAUACUGCCUAGGACCAACUCAUGAGGAAGCUAUCACGGCUCUGGUUGCCUCUCAGAAGACACUGUCCUACAAGCAGCUCCCGCUCCUGCUGUACCAGGUGACAAGGAAGUUUCGGGACGAGCCCAGGCCCCGCUUUGGUCUUCUCCGAGGCCGAGAGUUUUACAUGAAGGACAUGUACACCUUUGAUUGUUCCCCAGAGGCUGCCAGGCAGACCUACAGCCUGGUGUGUGGUGCCUAUUGCAGCCUGUUUAGCAGGCUGGGGCUGCCGUUCGUCCAGGUCCAGGCGGACGUGGGCAGCAUAGGGGGCACAAUGUCUCAUGAGUUCCAGCUACCAGUGGACAUUGGUGAGGACCUACUUGCAGUCUGUCCCAGCUGCAGCUUCGCAGCCAACAAGGAGACACUAGACUCGGCACAAGCCAACUGCCCUGUGUGCCAGGGACUGCUGACCGAAACCAGAGGCGUUGAGGUGGGCCACACGUUUUACCUGGGUACCAAGUACUCCUCCAUUUUCAAUGCCCAGUUUGCCAACAUCCACGGCAAACCGUCGCUGGCUGAAAUGGGGUGCUAUGGCUUGGGUGUGACACGGAUCUUGGCUGCCGCCAUUGAAGUCCUCUCUACAGAGGAUUGCAUUCGCUGGCCAGGCCUCCUGGCCCCUUACCAAGUCUGCCUCAUUCCCCCUAAGAGGGGCAGCAAGGAGGAAGUGGCCACAGAGCUCAUGGGGAAUCUGUAUGACCACAUUGCAGAGGCGGUGCCUCAGCUUCAUGGCGAGGUCCUUCUGGACGACAGGGCUCAUCUGACCAUUGGAAACAGACUGAAAGACGCCAACAAGCUUGGCUACCCCUUUGUGAUCAUCGCUGGCAAGAGGGCUCUGGAGGACCCUUCACAUUUUGAGGUUUGGUGCCAGAACACCAGUGAAGUGGUCUUUCUCACCAAAGAAGGUGUGGUGGAAUUACUGAGUCGGGUGCAAGUCGUCUAA
This is a messenger RNA of Chrysochloris asiatica (Cape golden mole), 1398 nucleotides long. RefSeq names its product prolyl-tRNA synthetase 2, mitochondrial (putative) (gene PARS2). Gene Ontology annotation, cellular component: cytoplasm; mitochondrion. Bases 1 to 1398 code for a protein of 465 amino acids. NCBI's taxonomy places the organism in Eukaryota, Metazoa, Chordata, Mammalia, Afrosoricida, Chrysochloridae. Gene Ontology annotation, molecular function: proline-tRNA ligase activity; ATP binding. The record is from RefSeq and is a predicted model, not a curated record. The transcript has a single exon. Gene Ontology annotation, biological process: prolyl-tRNA aminoacylation.